Messenger RNA from Felis catus (domestic cat), 1024 nucleotides. RefSeq names its product small VCP interacting protein (gene SVIP). Gene Ontology annotation, cellular component: endoplasmic reticulum membrane. NCBI's taxonomy places the organism in Eukaryota, Metazoa, Chordata, Mammalia, Carnivora, Felidae. Bases 108 to 341 code for a protein of 77 amino acids. The record is from RefSeq and is a predicted model, not a curated record. Gene Ontology annotation, biological process: negative regulation of retrograde protein transport, ER to cytosol; negative regulation of VCP-NPL4-UFD1 AAA ATPase complex assembly; positive regulation of autophagy. The transcript is spliced from 4 exons.
GGUGGGGGCGGGGCGAGCGCCGCGAACCUGGGAAGCGGAUCUGACCGCGCAGUUCGCACUGUCAGGUCUGGGCGGGCCCAGAGAGGGACCCCCUAGCCGCUCUCCCCAUGGGGAUGUGUUUUCCCUGUCCGGGGGAGUCCGCGCCUCCCUCGCCGGACCUGGAAGAGAAAAGAGCAAAGCUUGCAGAGGCUGCAGAGAGAAGACAGAAGGAGGCUGCAUCUCGGGGCAUUUUGGAUGUUCGGUCUGUGGAAGAAAAGAGAAAGAAAAAGGAAAAAAUAGAAAAACAAAUUGCUACAUCUGGGCCCCCACCAGAAGGUGGACUUAGGUGGACAGUUUCAUAAGCGUAACGUGAGUAGAAAAGUCUACUGCCAGUAACUAAUAUCUGCAAUCAAGUGGACGUCCGCAGCCUAAUGUCUUCUCUUUGAAUAAAUAAAAUAAUUUAUUGUAAUUGUAGUGCCAUUAAAUGCAGUCAGUGCUUUUCCAGUAUUGAUAGACCGAAACUGUUUUUGAUGUUCAAACUUAGAAAAUGGCCAGACCCUUCAGCAAAUACUUAUUUUCUUACAUUUGCUCUUGUGCAGGUAGUGGGUGAUUUGCCAUUUUUUAGUAAUUAAAACAUGGACCUAAAUAGUGAAUAUAUAUAUAUAUAUAUAUAUGUCGCAUGCAAAAAGUCUGCAUACACCUCAGACGUUAAAGUUUGCCAUUGUAUUUUCUCUCCUUUAUACGAUGACCUAGCAAUCUAUAUUUUUCUGCUUAGCCUUGUAUCUGUUUUUAUUUAUUAUCUAUGAAGGCUUUUGCUUAAAAUUAUGGACUUUGUGCCUUUAAACUGAUCAUCAGGGAAAAUGUUGAAAAUCAUUUGAAGGGCUUAUGUGAAGGGACACUAAAUUUUUGUAUCUUACCAAUGAAUGAGUAAUGAAAAUUUGUAGAAACUGUUGAAUUUCUCCUAAUUUAUUUUCUAUUUCUGUGGCUUAUAAAAUUAACAUGUAGGGUUUUACAUUGCAAUAAAAGUGUUUUUUUGCUUGCUGAA